Messenger RNA from Oryzias latipes (Japanese medaka), 3282 nucleotides. RefSeq lists its product as uncharacterized. Lineage: Eukaryota; Metazoa; Chordata; Actinopteri; Beloniformes; Adrianichthyidae. The record is from RefSeq and is a predicted model, not a curated record.
GAACGUCUGCUUUUACCGACGGUGACCGCGAUCCCCGGUAACGUUUUUCCGUCUUUUUUUCACCUCAGAGGCACUUUAUUUUGAAGGAUUUUAGCGCCGCUUCACCUUCAUCAUCAUCGAGGAGGAGGGAGAGGAGGGCAGGUUCUCCUGAGCAGACGGGAUCCAGACGGACCGUUUCUGCUCAGAGAGCGCAGCGACCGGAACCGGCUCUGUUCCAUUUCUACGCAGGCGUCCGCCGGAGGGGCGGGGCGCCUUUCUGUUGACGGAAAUACCGAACGGCGGGUAAUCAAACCUCCCGAACCGAGCCUGACGGCGGCCGUUGAGGUACAAAAUUAUUGCUUCCUUUUAAUUCAAUUUUUUUCUUUCGUUUUUCAGAUCUCACACGUAAUACGACGUUAUUGUUCGAACCGGACGAUGACGUAAUACUGCGUUAUUGUCCGGCACGGACGAUGACGUAAUACUACGUUGUUGUUCGACGAGACCUCACACUGUGUCAUGUGACAUCACGCUGUUGCGGCAAAUGGCGUCAUGUGACCUCAGAUUCAUCAGAUGACAGAGUUUGACCUCAUCAGAAAAAUGAAUAUAUAGACCUAAGUUUCAUCUGGUUUACAUCUACGGCACGAGCGGCACAAGUGACAUAAGCGGAACAAGCGGGCAAGAAGCGUUAAAGGAUCUGGAAAGACCAAAGUUCUAGGAAAUAUUUCACAGAUCCAGCAUUUAGACAGGAAAGCCACAAUGUCCUGCAAACAGGAAAACCAGCAGAAAUCAACGGAAACCAGCUCCGUGAUGAAAGCCUUGAGAAAUCUGAGGAAAGGUUUUCAAAGGCAGACGGAGAAAGAGGAAGACUGUGAAGGACGAAGGCCGGCAGUUGCACAGCUGCAGGAUGGAGGGAAGCUUUCUCAGUGUCAGAGGCUGGAGCAGGAAACCGCUGCUCUCCAGGAGAAAAUCGGACCUCUGCGAAUGCUGGUUCUCCAAACACAGGAACCAAAAGAAAACGCUCCUACAGUGAUGGAGAGAAUCAGGCAGUUGGAAGAUCUGAAAAGGGAAUUAGAAACAGAGAUUUCAACUCUAACAGAGAGGCACACGAGUGCAGAGGAGCUGUCUGUUGACUACCAACAGGCCAAGCAUCAGCUGGAUCUGCUCACAGAAGAAACACACAAGCUGCAGAAGACAAAGAAGGAUCUGACAAAGUCUCUCAAAACCCUUGAAGGUCUGGAUUCGGCUUAUCACACCGUGAAGGCAGAAACCCAGAAGAGGGGCAAGACAAACGCAGAUCUGUCACGGCAGGUUCAGAACCUGCAGGAGGAGUUGGAACGCCUGAGCGGAGCAGAGGAACGGCUGGACUCUCUGAAAGCACAGAACGUGGCAGCACAGGAGGAAACCUUCCUUCUUCAGAAGGACACGGCGGCCUUGAGAUGUCAGGUCCUCCAUCUGCAGCAGCUAACCGCAGCGUCAAACCAGGAGGUGAAAAAAUUGGAAAAACGUCUCCAGGAACAAAACAAGCUAACGGAAAACUUCUCCAAGUUGUUGAAGGAAAAAUCGGACUUGGAGAAACUCCAUGAGGAUCUGGAAGGGGAGAUUUCAGAUCUGAAUGUUCAGGAGACAAAUGCAAAAGAGCGACUGGUCCAAUUGAACAAAGCAAAGGAGGAAUCGGAUCUGCUGAAGGAGAAAACAGAGAACCUUCUUCAAACCAAGUCUGCUCUGAUGGAGUCUCUCCAAAACCUGAAGGAUCGGGAAUCUGAAUUGGAAAUAAUCAAAGCAGAAACACAGAAAAUGGAGGAGACAAACUCGGAUCUCUCCCAGGAAGUUGAGAAACUGCAGAAUGAGAUCAGCGUGUUUGACGAUGUGGAGGAAAGACUUGUGGCUGCAAUAGAAGCAAACGAUGAGGCCAAAGCAGAGAACGCCUUUAUUCUGAAGAGAACCAAAGAAUCAAGAGAUCUGAAGCAGAAUUUGGAGCAGAAAACUGCCGCUCUUCUACAGGAGCUUGAGGAGCUGCAGAAACAUCUUCAGGACAAAGACCAGCUCAAGAAGAUGUUUACCGCACUGGUUGAGGAAAGAUGCGAAUUGGAGGAAACGGAGAAGGAUCUCAAGCGGGAAAUCUCAGAUCUGAAGUUUCAGGAGGAAAGGGCACAAGAGCGCCUCAGCAAAUACAACCAAGACAAAGCCGAAGCAGAUCUACUGAAGGAGGAAACAAAGAACCUCCAGAAAACCAAGUCUGCUCUGAUGGAGUCUCUCCAAAACCUGAAGGGUCUGGAUUCUGCAUGUCAAGAAGUCAAAGAAGAAACUGAACAGCUGAACAGAACAAACCUGGAUCUGUCAUUCCAGGUUACAAACCUUCAACAUGAACUCUUAGAUCUAAGUUACACGGAGGAAAAACUGUCGUCUUUGACUAAGAAACAUCGCGCGGCACGACAAAAAAAUGUCGUCCUCCGAGAGAAAGUCGUCAAUUUAAGAGGUGAGAAGGAUCAGGUCCAGCAGAAGAUUGAUGCAACGAGUCAGGAGCUUCGAGAUCUGCAGAAUCAAGAGAUGGAAAACAUCCAUAAAACCUUUGGGACGGCAAAGGAAACAAUGCACAGCUUACGCAAACUCAACACAACUCUGGAAAGUGGUGUUGCAGAAAAUACCAAGCUGAUGGAGCGCGUCAUGGAACUCUGCCGCGGUUAUUCAGGAGCAAAGAAAGACGUCAAUGAACAGAACCUGGAGGCCAUGAAGAAGAGCUCCAAAGAAAAGAAAAGCUCAUCCAGCAGCAGCUCAAAGGCUGAUGGGAGAUGAAUGUUUGGUUGAGGGGACAGGCGGGUUUGAUGGGUAAUAGGGUUAGGGUCGUAGGAUACUGAAGCAGUUAGUAAAGGUUAGGGUCGUAGGAUUUUGAAGUACUUAGUAAAGGUUAGGGUCAUAGGGUACUGAAGUACUUAGUAAAGGUUAGGGUCAUAGGGUACUGAAGUAGUUAGUAAAGUAGUAGUUUUAGCCGACCUUACGGUCAGACACGGGCUCUCUGUCUUGUCCAUUUUGGCUCCCAGACGCCCCGUUUCAGAACUUAAAAAAACGGGCAACACGCUAAAAGCGUGUUUGUGUGGGUUUUCCCUGAGCGCUUCAGUUCCCCCCACCUAGACAAAACUGUAGGUUAUGUCUUUAUCAAGAAAGGUAAAUUCAUAAUUUGUCAAUUAGUUUAAACCUAACAGCUUUAGUCUGCUGUAAAAUUUGGUCUUAGCUUAAAAAAACGGGCGACACGCUAAAAGCGUGUUUGUGUGGGUUUUCUCUGAGAGCUUCAGUUCCCCCCACCUA